UGUCUGAUACACAUCCACCAGGAUGGACGCCCUCCACGCGUCUUCCGUAAAGAGCCACAAAGGCGCCGGUCGGAACCUUCCAGAACACCAAGCGAGCCUUUCCGAGCAGGACCGUGGGUGUGUGCGCGUCGUUACCUCCGGACUGCACCCGCCCGACUUCCACCGCCGCCCGUCGAGUCAUGUCUGAUCCACAGCGAUGGGCAAGUUCGACGACACCGAGAGGAUAAUCCUCAACGUGGGGGGCACCAGACACGAGACGUACAAAAGCACCCUGAAGACGUUACCGGGCACGCGCCUGGCCCUGCUGGCGUCCGACUCCGACAUCGACUCGGUGCUGGACCACCUGCAACAAGUCCCCGGCUUCAUUGAGUACAACGCGCGGACCAACGAGUACUUCUUCGACCGCCACCCGGGCGUCUUCGCCUACGUGCUCAACUAUUACCGCACCGGGAAGCUCCACUGCCCGGCGGAUGUGUGCGGACCGCUGUUCGAGGAGGAGCUCUCCUUUUGGGGCAUCGACGAGACGGACGUGGAGCCCUGCUGCUGGAUGACGUACCGGCAGCACCGGGAUGCCGAGGAGGCGCUGGACGUGUUCGAGCUCAACGUGGACACCGGGGACGAGGACGACGACGUGGCCAAGAGGCUCGGCAUCGAGGACGUGGCCGCCGACGGCAGCGGGAGCCUGUGGAGGAAGUGGCGGCCGGUCGUCUGGAAUCUAUUCGAGGAUCCCUACUCCUCCCGGGCGGCGCGGUUUAUCGCCUUCGCCUCCUUGUUCUUCAUCUUGGUGUCCAUCACCACCUUUUGCUUGGAGACCCAUGAGGCUUUCAACACCAUCAUCAACAAGACAGACAGUAUGCGGAACAGCAGCCUGCCGGACAUCGGACCGCAGUAUGAGAUUGAAACUGACCCCGCCCUUACAUAUGUGGAAGGUGUUUGCGUUUUAUGGUUUACCAUUGAGUUCCUGGUUCGUGUGACCUUCUGUCCGGUCAAGUUGGAAUUUAUCAAGAGCGUGCUCAACAUCAUCGACUUUGUGGCUAUUCUUCCUUUCUACUUGGAAGUAGGCCUGAGUGGCCUUUCUUCAAAAGCUGCCAAGGAUGUGUUGGGAUUUCUCAGGGUGGUGCGUUUUGUUCGUAUUUUGCGCAUUUUCAAACUUACCCGUCACUUUGUGGGCCUUCGGGUUUUGGGCCACACAUUAAGGGCCAGUACCAAUGAAUUCUUGCUGCUAAUCAUCUUCCUGGCGUUGGGAGUGUUAAUUUUUGCCACCAUGAUCUAUUAUGCUGAACGCAUUGGCGCCAAGCCCAAUGAUCCCACGGCCAGCCUCCACACCAAGUUCAAGAACAUCCCCAUCGGCUUCUGGUGGGCUGUGGUAACCAUGACCACCCUGGGCUAUGGUGACAUGUAUCCAGAGACGUGGUCUGGUAUGGUCGUGGGUGCGUUGUGUGCUUUGGCUGGAGUGCUUACAAUAGCCAUGCCUGUGCCUGUCAUCGUCAAUAACUUUGGGAUGUACUACUCCCUGGCCAUGGCCAAGCAAAAGCUGCCCAAGAAGAGGAAGAAACAUAUUCCCCAGAUAGUACAGGGAGGGUCCCCUGCCUACUGCAAAGCUGAUCUCACCACCACCUGCAACAGCACUCAAGGUGACCUGUGCCACAUCAAAGGGAGCAGGGUAUUUGAACGCAAUCGCUCAGUUGUGUCGGCGGACUGCAGCAGCGGCAGUGACCUGACCACGACUCCAGAGGAGACGGUCCCCAUGCGUAGGUCCAGCACACGGGAGCAGGACCGCCGGAGUGGUGGGACGUGUUUUCUACUUGCUGCUAGUGACUAUAACUGCCCUGCAGAUGGAGGCAUAGGAAAAACAGUGGGAAGACCCCAUUUGGAGGCCUUCCAGCCACUCCUACAGGACAAUAAAGGACGGAAUCUACGCAAAAACCACUAACGAACUGCUGCUCGGCACGCAAGAGGACGACUUUCACCACCGAGGGGAGGACUAUGAUAAGCAUUUAAUCCUGAGCAAGGCAGGAGAAUGAAACAAAGAGGACUUCUGUGUAGCUCUCGCUCCUGUAAAUAGGUCACCAAAAACAGCACAUUUGGUCAACAAGGCUGUCGGGUUGCACCGUGACACUCAAUCACUUAUCUUACUGUGGUGUCCCCCCUUUUUGCAAUAAGUGUACUAGUUGAGGCACUUCGAGUGUAUUCAUAUAUGAAACCCUGCAUCCCGUGUGUACAGUAUAGAGAGACAACUGUGCUAAAUUGAGUGUGACAUCUCUGCUUUUGUUAAGGUUCAAAUGCUCUGCUGUGUGUUAAUAAUGUAUGUUUGUAUCCUAAUAGUCCAGGGCAAGGAAAGGUAAUAUUUUGAAAGGUCAAGUAGGUGGACUCACUGCUAGGGUCCGCCCCUCGCGCCUCCCUCCCUCUCUUCGAUGCAACUGCCAUUGUAGAAAUCUCCCACUGGGAAUUGAACAUGCAAAUACCCUGCAUUACUGCUGCAAAUCUUCAUAUGAACCAAAUGACUACUCUUCUUGAUGCAGUGGUGGCUAAAAAAACCAACAAAAAAAACAGAUUCUUCCACAAAUGUCCCCCUUUGUGCGCAUGUGUAGCAGAAGUUCGUAAAGUGGGAUUUCUAGAAUGACUGCACAGUAGCAAUACCACACACCCAAACUAUCCUGUUUGUACAAGGGAGUGUAAAAAUACAUACAGUGCAUCUGGAGAGUAUUCACAGCGCUUCACUUUUUCCACAUUUUGUUAUGUUAAGGCCUAUUCCAAAAUGGAAUCAAUUAAUUUGACAUGACGACAAUGUGAAAAGACAUCCUGAAUGAAAACCAACGCUUCUCAUCCAACCUGAUGGAGCUGAGGGGUGCUGCAAAGAAGAAUGGGCAAAGAGGGAUGGGUGAAACUGCCCAAAGAUAGGUGUGCCAAGCUUGUGACAUUGUAUUCAAAUAGACUUGAGGCUGUAAUUGAUGCCAAAAGUGUAUCAACAAAGUAUUGUGCAAAGGCUGUGAAUACUUAUGUACAUGUGAUUUUUUUUAAUUAAAUUUUUUUUUUAAUACAUUCGAGAAAAAAAAAAACUUUUCACAUUGUCAUUAUGGGGUAUUUUUUCUGUAAAAUGUUGUGGAUAAAAAUGAAUGUAUUCCAUUUUGGAACAAGGCUGUAACAUAACAAAAGGUGGAAAAAAUAAAACGCUGUGAAUACUUUGCGGAUGCACAGUAGAUUGUCCAAUGGAAUACUUCUGUAAGUAAGUAUGCUGUGUACAGUUGAUCCCUUCUGUUAGCCAGGGUAACAAUCCAAGGACAAGAAAACCGCGAAUAAUGGAGGCACCAUAAACAGACCUAAAAUGCACAUUUUUUUGGCCUGUCCCUGUUAUUGACAUUCAGUUUUGCAUCCUAAAAAAACGAUAUGCAUACAGUAGUUGUACCUCGCCACAUACUGCUUGAUGUAGUGUGACUUCACCACAUCGCAGAUUUUCAAAAAGCAAUGUAUUUAUCUUCUAAAAGCAUAUUUCCCUAUUUUGGCCAAAUAAACUAAAAAUAUCAAGACUACAGUAGUAUUGUCCACUAGAGGAGACCAGCACUUUGUUUAGUUUAUUGGCCACUGAUUGGCUGAGCCUCAGCCAGCAUUACUGUAUUGUAUUCAAAGAGUGUAAAAGUGACUAAAGGAUGUUAUUUAACGUCUAAAGAGUUCUUAUAAUGUUGAAAAAUGUACUUAGAAGGUUGUAAACACUUUUUGUUAUAUAAAACUAUUUCAUUUACAGUUGAUUCCUACUUACAGAAAAGUGUUUAUCGCCGUCAUGUCUGGAACCAUUUAACAGCGAUGAACGAGGGGACAUGUGUAUACUGUGCAGUACUUAAAAAACAUUUUGUUACACAACAGUCUUUUCUGCCUGCAGCUAGGGCCAUCAAACCACUUUCUAUUUAAAUUACCAUGAAGAAAUAUUUACAAUUUAAAGUACAAAAAAAAAUGUGUGAACAUGAAUGUGGAACAGAGUACAGUUGGAGAUCACCUGUUUACUUUGUUCAUGAGAGCGCACAGAUUUUGACAGUGCUGUUGCACAUUUACCAGAAAUGACAAUCGCAAUAUAUACCACCUUCUGUUUAUGGCUUUCCACCAUUAAAGGUUACUCUUCGGCCGCCAUUAUUUUAAGUAAGUCCCUGCCCUUCCUUAUGCUACAAUUGAGGGUGGAGCGAUCGGUACUGGAGGACGCACGUGCAAAAACCACGUCACUUCCUGUCGACUUGUUUUACGGCAGUCAUACGCCUGUUAUGUUCAUGCAUGCUGUCACUGUUAACAGGCUGUUAUUUUUCUAAUAAUCUUUAUUUCAUUAACAAUGUAAUGUGAUAAGCAUUACAUACAAAACAAACAUUAUGUACUAUUAUAUCGAGAAUACUGUCAACUGACUGGCACAACCAGAAGCCCAUCAACUAAAUUAGACAAAGUAAUCAAUCUCUUUUACCACGUUAUUUACAUGGAAUACAUCAAUUCACAAUACGGGAUGGUAUAGCUCGGUUGGUAGAGUGGCCGUGCCAGCAACUUGAGGGUUCCAGGUUCCGCCAUCCUAGUCACUGCCGUUACCCACCUGCUCUCAGUGCCACCCACACUGGUUCAAAUAUAACUUAGAUAUUGGGUUUCACUAUGUAAAAGCGCUUUGAGUCAAUAGAGAAAAAGCGCUAUAUAAAUAUAAUUCACUUCACAAUACUGCCAAUCACAAAGUAUACUUUUUGUGUUAGCCUGCAAAUAUACAGAACAGGCCAAAAGUUUGGACACACCUUCUCAUUCAAUGGGUUUUCUAUAUUUUCGUGACUCUUUACAUUGUAGAUUGUCACUGAAGGCAUCAAAACUAUGAAUGAACACAUGUGGAGUUAUCCAUCCAUCCAUCCAUUUUCUACUGCUUAUUCCCUUUGGGGUUGCGGGGGGCGCUGGAGCCUAUCUCAGCUACAAUCGGGCGGAAGGCGGAGUACACCCUGGACAAGUCGCCACCUCAUCGCAGGGCCAACACAGAUAGACAGACAACAUUCACACUCACAUUCACACACUAGGGCCAAUUUAGUGUUGCCAAUCAACUUAUCCCCAGGUGCAUGUCUAUGAAGGUGGGAGGAAGCCGGAGUACCCGGAGGGAACCCACGCAGUCACGGGGAGAACAUGCAAACUCCACACAUAAAAAUCCCGAGCCCGGGAUUGAACCCAAGACUACUCAGGACCUUCGUAUUGUGAGGCAGACGCACUGGUUUUCUAUAUUUUCGUGACUAUUUACAUUGUAGAUUGUCACUGAAGGCAUCAAAACUAUGAAUGAACACAUGUGGAGUUAUGUACUUAACAAAAAAGGUGAAAUAGCUGAAAACAUGUUUUAUAUUCUGGUUUCUUCAAAAUAGCCACCCUUUGCUCUGAUUACGGUUUUGCACACUCUUGGCAUUCUCUCGAUGAGCUUCUAGAGGUAGUCAUCUGAAAGCGUUUUCACUUCACAUGUGUCAUAGUUUUGAUGCCUUCAGUGACAAUCUACAAUGUAAAUAGUCAUGAAAAUAAAGAAAACGCAUUGAAAUGAGAAGGUGUGUCCAAAAUUUUUGCCUGUACUGUCGAUAUAUGAGUGAAUUUUAAUUUAGCUAUUAAGAAUAUCAUCUUUUCUGACUAUUAAAUGAUGUUACAAUGUUGGAUACUCAUGUAAACAAUGCAUGAGUGUCAAACCAUAAAGUUCAUGGAAUAUGGCGCAAGCCUGCAGGCAGUUUUGGAUGCCUCUGUUCAGGGGCGCCGAAAAGGGGGGGUAAAGGAGACGGAUUCUAGGGGCUCAUGAUGGAGGGAGGCCCAGAGAGGCCCCUAAUGAUGAUAAAAUUAUAAUACAGAAAAAAUAAUGACACUGUGUUGGGGGCCCUGUAAAGAUUCUUUUCAUGGGGCCCAAAAUCCCUAGCGGCGCCCCUGCCUCUGUUUGCAGGGUUUUGCAGUCUGGCAACGUUGUGAUGUCACAGUGAGGUGGACGUACUUAUUUGGACAUUAAGUUAAGCGCUCAGCCAGAGUCUCAGGCUGUGAGAAAACAAAAAAAAUAAUAAAGUAUUAUUUUCAUAUAAGCAUGCAAUGACAUAAAUGCAGCAAGAGCAGCUUUUUUUAAUGUAGAGUCUGAAUCGAUUAGAGCAUGUGCAGGUGUAGCUAAUGUAGUGAGUGGGUGAACCUAUGUAUAACGUUAUGAAGUUUAUUCCCGACCAUGUCUGGAAAAGAAUCAACAACUUUAAGAUAUAUAUUUAAAGGGUACAUUUCCAAAAGAUAAAGUAUGAUACUUUUGGAGAGGGUGGGGCGUGGUUUCAUUUGCAAUCUGGGACGCCUUGCAGACACGCUAAAAAAAAGGUAUUAAAAGCGACUGUGGAGCAAAAUGUACACCAGAGCAUAUCCAAUACGUAUUACCUGGACCAAAAAUAAGUGUUUUAAAUGUAGAUCAAAAUCAUCAUAGGUUGUGUCUAUACUUGCGUCCUUCAUUGUGGCAAUAGUACUUCCUUUUUUCUUUUCUUUUAUCCAGCCCUCGUUCAUUUCUAUACUAUUGUUCUUCUUUCCUAAUAUGUGGGAUUUUUUUAAUGCAAAAAAUGUAUGAAACAUUCCGAUAUCACAGCAUGUGACGUUGCAGAUAGUGAUGUGCAUAAAUAUCAAUGAUUUUCUUUUCGAUCCGAUACCAAGUAAAAUUCAGGCUGGUAUCGGCGAUACUGAUCCGAUACUUUGUGCAAAUAUACCCUUUGCUAAAAUUUUCGAAGUAUUCUAAAAUAAUAUUUCUAUCUGGAAAAAAAAACCAACAGUAAUAAAUGUAAGAAAAAAAGCAAACAUUGGAAUGCAAGGAGAAAACAUUACAUUUUUAAACUCAUAAUUAAUAAUAAUAUACUUAGUCACGUAUAACAAAGUUUUGUCUUUAAAUAUGUAUCAUAUCUGUUUUAGCUUUUUUUUUUAAAUAAAACAAAUAUUAAAUUGGCGACUCUUGGUAGAAAAAGUUUAGACACUCCUAAUCUGAAAUAUUAGAAGCAUUCAAAAUAAAAAAAUAAAGUAUGCUUAAAAUAUAAACACAGUUUGGCCAGUUAAUUAAAAAUAAUAUGAUACUAACUAAUGGAAUAAUUAGAAAAAUUACAACAACUAUAAUAAACCCUGUUAAAUGUGUGACUGAACAUUAAUAUUUUUGUACAGGCAGAAUUUUUGACACACUCGGUUAUGCAGUUACACAAUCGUAUGACAAUUAUUAUUCCUAUUUUAUUCUUACAUGGGAAAAAACAAGAGUGAAAAUGUAAGAGAAAAGAGCAAAGAUAUGGUAUUUAAUGAGAAAAAGUUGAAAUGUUCUAACUAGUAAUUAAUAAUGAUAUACUCAGUCACUCAUACAGUAAUACAUAACUGACACAAUCUUAUUUUACCAUUUUUCUAAAUGAAAAAAUAUCAAUACGACCCCUGCAUACUUUGACUUUUCAAUUUGUAGCCCUUGGUGGAAAAGGUUUGGACACCCCUGAACUUAAGUACCAAAAGUAUCGAUAUAUUGAUUGGAGGAUCGAUAUUAAAGCAUAAAGAUCUGGUAUCGGUGGUAUCGAUAUUUCUGCAUCGAAUCGCACAUCACUGGAUGCAGAAGCUGCCUCGUAGAAAUUGCAAGUGAAGGAAGUGACGUAGUCCUUGCGCAUGUGUGGACCGAUCGUGUAGCGACUAUCAACAAUGAGUGUCCAUCACCGUUUUCAGUGCAACACCCAGUACAGACAGAACACUGCAUAUCGCUGUACUCCACAACAUGAACGCACUUAGGCACUGAAAAAAACUAAGUAUAUUUAAGUAAGUACACAGGUGUGCGAUUUCAAACACAAUCCUGGAUGCUUACCACCCUCAACAAGUUCCAUCUCGCCUCCAUAGUGCUGUCUCAAAUCGAUCCAGAGUGUGUGAAUUUGGAGGGUGUAGCCUCAUAUCACUAAAUGUCGCUGCGUACUUACCAGGAAUGGACAAUGUCAAUACUUACCCGCUUCUUCUUUUUCAUUUUCUCUCCCUUUUCAUGGUGAAUCGCAACCACUCGACAAAGCUUUCGGAUCACCCAAUGAAUUGUCUGCCAUCUUUUUGCCACCACUUUUCGCUUGUGUCAAAUUUCGUUUUGUAUUACAAUAAUCCCUCGUUUAUCGCUGUUAAUUGGUUCCGGACAUAAUAAAUGAAUUUCUGCGAAGUGGAAACUAAUAAUUAUAAUCUAAUAUUUUCAUAGCCCGAGUAUAAAAACUUAUUUACCACGUUCUAAAUACAUUUUUCAACAUUAUGAGAGUCCUCUGAACAUGAAAUAACACCCUUUAGUCACCUUUACACUCUUUUAAUCCAAUAUAAUAAUACUGCCUGAGGCUGGGCCAAUCAGUGGCUACAAUACUAAACAGUGUGAUCUGAUUGGUUUGGUCUCAUCUAGUGGCCAAUACUCGAGAUGUCCGAUAAUAUCGGCAUUAUAAAUGCGUUAAAAUGUAAUAUCGGAAAUUAUCGGUAUCGGUUUUUUUAUUAUCGGUAUCGGUUGGUUUUUUUUGUUGGUUUUUGUUGUUGUUGUUGAUUUUUUAAUUAAAUCAACAUAAAAAAAACACAAGAUACACUUACAAUUAGUGCACCAACCCAAAAAACCUCCCUCCCCCAUUUACACUCAUUCACACUCAUUCAUACAAAAGGGUUGUUUCUUUCUGUUAUUAAUAUUCUGGUUCCUAGAUUAUAUAUCAAUGUAUAUCAAUACAGUCUGCAAGGGAUACAGUCCGUAAGCACACAUGAUUGUGCGUGCUGCUGGUCCACUAAUAGUACUAACCUUUAACAGUUAAUUUUACUAAUUUUCAUUCAUUACUAGUUUCUAUGUAACUGUUUUUGUAUUGUUUUACUUUCUUUUUUAUUCAAGAAAAUGUUUUUAAUUUAUUUAUCUUAUUUUAUUUUAUACGUUUUUUUUAAAAGUACCUUAUCUUCACCAUACCUGGUUGUCCAAAUUAGGCAUAAUAAUGUGUUAAUUUCACGACUGUAAAUAUCGGUUGAUAUCGGUAUCGGUAAUUAAAGAGUUGGACAAUAUCGGAAUAUCGGAUAUCGGCAAAAAGCCAUUAUCGGACAUCCCUCGCCAAUACCAUAGUAGUAUGGAUAUUUUUAGUGAAUUUAGCCAUGUUUUAUGCUUGGAAAUGCUUAAUUUAAGGCAAAUAUGUUGUAAAAAACGCUUUUGAAAAAUCUGCCUUUUGAUGAAGCCGCAAUAUUUGAAGCGCAAUGUGGCGAGGGCCAACUGCACUUUUCUUUGCAUACAUAUACCUCUCGCUUCAGAUUCUGCUUUUGAUUUGAUAGUCUGUCUCAUAGAAUAGUAUUUUGAGUGCACUGGUCCAGCCAAAUGCAGUGCACUGUAAGUACCCGGAUGUUGCACUCAAAAAGGCCACAUUGGUAAGUAUGCAGUAAUGGAGCAGAUCAAUUAGCACCCCCGUAGCGGAAGGAAAGGGACUAAAUCGGGUGAUUGCAAUUCACCAUUUAAGAAGAGAAGGAGGAAGCGGGUAAAUAUUGCAAUCAUUAUUUUUCAGUAAAUGCGCAACGCCAGUAAUGGAUUUGGAACAGCACUAGAUGUGCUCUCAGGAACUAAGUACACAGUGUACACAGUAUACUUAUUGAAGAGUACUAACUAAAGUAUUCCAGCUCAGCACUGGAUACUCACCAUUUUGACCGUUUGGAGUGUACUGACAAUGCACUGCGUUUUGCCGUACGACUCACUGUGAACGUACUUACGCACUCUAAAGGCGUAUUAGUGUGAGUAGGGUAUUGAGAAAUUGGUAAUAUGAGAAAAGUCGGAUUAAACGUUACUGGGAAUGAAGUAUUGCCGAUCCACACUGUGAUUUCAGCAGAGAAAAGUGUUGCUGUACAAGCCGAUAGAGAGGACUGUCAGGUGGCAUUGUUGACGUGUUUCUACCCACAAUCCUCCUUGUGUAGUACACGUGCUGCUUUCCUCUUCAAAUGGACAAACGAGUACUGUUGUUGUGUAUUUUUAGAAUGUUGUAACUCCAGAAAAAAAGUUGUUUAUUUUCUUGAAUCCAGAACAUGUAUUUUUGUGUCUUACCCGUGAAAGUCAUGGUAAUCCAACGCUGUGCUCCUCCACCGUGUUUUUAAAAGCGUCACAAGCU
Messenger RNA from Nerophis lumbriciformis (worm pipefish), 10079 nucleotides. It is a transcript of the gene kcnc2, whose product is annotated as potassium voltage-gated channel, Shaw-related subfamily, member 2. Gene Ontology annotation, cellular component: presynaptic membrane; dendrite membrane; postsynaptic membrane. NCBI's taxonomy places the organism in Eukaryota, Metazoa, Chordata, Actinopteri, Syngnathiformes, Syngnathidae. Gene Ontology annotation, biological process: potassium ion transmembrane transport; action potential; protein homooligomerization. The record is from RefSeq and is a predicted model, not a curated record. Gene Ontology annotation, molecular function: protein binding; delayed rectifier potassium channel activity.